GUUUUGCACUAUGCCAAGCCACAGCGGCUGUUAGUGCAAAAUACAGAGGAAUUCAGAACACAAUAGCAUUCAGAAGAAAUGAUAAUCCGAGCUCCUCACCCUCUAUCAUCUUUCUCUCUCCUCCGUUUUGCCGCCAAACCCAAACCCCUCUUUCCUCCUCACACCACCGUAUUCUCUCGCCUCUACGCUUCUUCUUCUGCGGUGGUUUCCGCGGCUGCUGAAACUUCCAUUGAUGCCCCUAUCACACUUCCUCAUCCUCCACAUCAUCAUCCAUGGCCGGAAUGGGUCGCCUUCGUCGACCGCUUGAAGUCGCAUGGCUAUUUCCCCCAGAAAUUGUUGUCUUCCGAAGACGGCGGUGACCCCGCUGAGUUUCGGUAUGGUGAAGUUAACGUCUUGAAGGACCCUUGCCUUAGCUUUGCUCGCGACCGCUACGACCUUUUCAGGUCCUUGUCGAUAGGUGAUAUUCAAAAUUUGGUGGAGGGUGGAUGUCCUAAAAUUCAACGCAAAGUUGUUAAUUCAGCAAAACGGCUAAGAGUAUAUGUGGGAUUGGAAGAGAAAAGUGUAUGUAAAAUCUGCAGUCUUCAAGGAUCUUGUGAUCGAGCUUUUGUAAUGCUUGGGGAAUCCGAGGGAGGUGCCCGAAUGGUGGAUGUGAUGCGCCUCUUAUUGACCUAUGCACUAGAUCCAAUAGUUACCUCUGGAGUAGCGAGUGCUCCUAAUAUUGAGCAGGCUGAAUCAGCUUCGAGGAGAUUAUUGAGCUUGUUGGUUAACUUAAGUGAAGCUUCUUCAGGUCUUGCUCCUCGGCAGUCCUCUGAAAAGCUUGUCUAUAAGAGGGAACAGUCUGUUAACUCUAGGGAUGCCUUGCUGUCUCAAGAUGUUGAGAAGAAUAAAGGGGAUUGGACAUGUCCUAAGUGCAGCUUCAUAAAUUUUGGUAGAAACAUUCGAUGCAAGAAGUGCAAGGAGGAGGGUCCUAGCGCUCCUAGGCGGGGUAGUCCUGUUGUUGAGAUGAAGAAAGGUGAUUGGAAGUGCCUCAAGUGCGAAUGCAUAAACUUUGCUAGCAGACGGGAUUGUUUUCGUUGCAAGGAUCCACGACCUCCAAGGGCUCUGGAACCGGGGGAAUGGGAGUGCUCCAAGUGUGAUUAUCUGAACUUCAGAAGAAACACUGCCUGUCUCAAAUGCGGAAAUGAACGCCGUCAAGCAGGAGUAUUGCUUGACUAGAUAUAGAAUAAGCGCACUAGCCUGGUGGUUGAUUAAAUAGGACAAGUCAACUUGUGUACGUCAAUGACAUAGAUAACAACACUGCAUUUGCUGCAACAUGGAUUUGCGGCUAUUGAAGUCUGGCAACAUUGUGUAAGAGACCAUGACAUUAAAGUUGAAGUAGUGCUGCUGUUGGUGCCUUAAGGUAGGUAGUGCUGCUGUAAGUUUAAAGGAAGCCUUUUGAGCUUUACAAACGGUUUUAAGUUUUUUCAAGUUGAAGUUCUGUCAAUUGUUUUGGCUGGGCAUGACAGUACUAAGCAGCGUAGUUUAUGCUCUUUCUAUGAUGUGUUAUUGCCCCAUGCGAGGAGGAUAGCAGCAAUAGAUACAUGGCUGGGAUGGUUACAACUCUUGUGUUUGUCUCGAGGUUUUCGUAGUUGCUUGGUAGUUGUAUUGUAAAUGAAUAAAUUUUAAACAGGAGCUUUUUUUCUGAAGGCAGGAACUGAUAUUGUCAAUGGUUUUGGCUGGAUUUAACAAAAUAUUGUUGAUUUUGUAGUUUC
Messenger RNA from Spinacia oleracea (spinach), 1751 nucleotides. RefSeq names its product zinc finger protein VAR3, chloroplastic. The record is from RefSeq and is a predicted model, not a curated record. The coding region runs from base 79 to 1215 and encodes 378 amino acids. Gene Ontology annotation, molecular function: mRNA binding. Gene Ontology annotation, cellular component: cytoplasm. NCBI's taxonomy places the organism in Eukaryota, Viridiplantae, Streptophyta, Magnoliopsida, Caryophyllales, Amaranthaceae. The transcript is spliced from 6 exons.